AUGGAUUUGAAAUCAUCUGAAUACUCGGUUGAGGCUUGUGUUGUUGAAAUGCCGGUAAAUCCUACGCCAGAUACAGCCGGGCAGAAAUCUACGUUGGAAUCUCAGGCAGAAAGCUUCACCAAUUUCAACCAAACUCGACAAAACAGCGAUUCGUUCAUUUGUCGCAUUUGCCAGGCCUCCACGGACGAGUUGAGCCUGAUAUCUCCCUGUCUGUGCAAGGGCUCGAUGAAGUACGUACAUUUGGGCUGCCUCGAACUGUGGUUAAAUCGCUCGGGACUAACGCGGUGUGAACUCUGUCUUCACACGUUUCAAACGCAUGAAACACUUCGAUAUGGAUGCUGUGAGUCGUUGCUUGUGUGGUACCGAAACCAGGAGCACCGAAAUUUGCUUAUGUCCGAUCUGGUGAUUUAUUCCAUCUUAUCGUUCGUCUGCUUGAUGCUAACGCUGGUAUGCUUGUUAGUACUUCGAUUGCAAGAAUCCGGGCAUGAGCCAUUUGGAGAGGAGCUUGCCAAAGCCGCUGUUAUCUGUUUUCUUUCGUUGGUGAUAAUCGCCUACUCGGCCAACGUCAUUAUUAUUGCCAGAGAUCAUGUGCUACCCUGGUAUCGAUGGUGGAAGUCGGCUAGAAAUGUUCGGUUGUCGCGUUUUGAAAUUGUUGACCAUGGGAUGGAGCUAGUAUGA
Molecule: messenger RNA, 678 nt
Organism: Anopheles coustani
Lineage: Eukaryota; Metazoa; Arthropoda; Insecta; Diptera; Culicidae
Product: E3 ubiquitin-protein ligase MARCHF3-like
Exons: 6
Coding region: 1-678 (225 amino acids)
Biological process (GO): protein ubiquitination
Molecular function (GO): ubiquitin-protein transferase activity; zinc ion binding
Source: RefSeq, a predicted model, not a curated record